CUGUCUCCGUCACACUCGGGGUGGACGCAAGAAUUGAUCGUCCGUGAAUCCUCGGGAUCGAUAUUAAGUAGACGAAUAAAAAUAAUGAAUAACAUUAGAGUUGUAUCAUUUGUGGUAAGGGUUUAGACACACAUCAAAUCGAUAGAGUUGGAGUGAUCGUAAGGUGGAUAAAAGUGGCUGAAUAAAUAAGUGUUUCCAAAUAGACUCGUGUUUGAUGGUCGGCGAUAUGGCGGAUAUAGCGAACACGACAGUGUUUACAAACGGUUCGUCGGUCUCGUGUGGAACUUCGGAUCUUCUUCGUCAAGCAUUCCAGGAGGUAGUGGAUGAAGACGAUCAAGAGAAUGAGUUUGUUGCAUUUUUGCAAGGUGACGGUGAGGACUCGCCGACGAUACAUUUAACGCAAGCGCAAGCAUCAGCUUUGAGGUUAACUUUUGAAGUUGAUACCGUGGACGAUAGGAACCACGACAUAACCUACGAAACUGAGGAAAACACAUUACUCGAUGAAAUAACAAGAACGACGAACCUCGAAAAUUCACAAAAUCCAUCGUGUACCAGCGUACCAUUGGAAAAUCUUCAUUUCCAAAAUGACAAUCAACACAUUAAGGUCGAAUGUUCAGAUUUCGAAUGGACGGACGAUAAAUCGUCCAUUCAAUCAUUAGCAAACAAUCAUGAUAACGAAACCAUAUCUAUGAACGAUCUUGAUCUCUCACAAAACAACGAUUCUGCUCGUCGUCAAUUGCUUGAACAACUUACCGAAGGAGAUGAACCUCAGAAAAUUUACUUAACUACCCAAAAUUCCCUCAAACCUGCAGGACCUCCGAAUCGCAGUGAAGAAAUUCGUUUUCCUCAAGAAACUUCCCAAAAUUAUCAAAAAACUGAUUUGCGCGAUUCACAGGCUCAAAUUUUACAAAGAUUACCCAUAAUUUUGCCAUCCUCUCAAUUUAUUGUCAAACCAACUCAAACUCUCUUGAAAAAUGCCAAAACUGUUCGAAUUUUACCUGGCACUAGUAAAAUCAAUACCAUUCAUACAAACGCUGCUAAUGGUUUGCACCAAAACACUCAGAAUGGCAAUAUCACCAGUCAAAAUUCAAUCUUAUUGCCGAAAGGAACGCUUUUGAAUACAAUUGCCCCACGUUUGAUCAAUGCCACUCCUAUAACAACGCAAUUAAUCAACGGAGGAACAAUAUCGACUCAGUUGCUGAAUGCUUCACAAGUUUUGACAACUUCCUGUGACUUUUCUAAUCAGAAUAUUAGCACAAGUAAUGGAAAUACCAGUGGCGUUACAAGGUCGGUUCAAAGAAUUGGUAAUCCCAGUCUUCCUAUUGUGGGAGGUUUGAAAAUGACACCAGGGAUCAUUCGAACUGGUAACAACCAACAGUUUGUGUUGCCAGCCCUCAAAUCGAAUCUGGAAACGGGUAACAUUGUAAAAACAAUUCAAACGAUCAAUGGGAAUGGAAAACCUGGGAUUGGCGGUUCAUUCCUAAAAUCUGUACAGAUACCUGCACAAUUCUUGCGAAAUGCAGCAACAGCUUUUGUUAAAACUGUGCCCGCAAAUACAACUAAAAUCACGACGUCUACGAACUCACCGAUAAUUCUGAGAACAGCUUCUAUUCUCAAAGCUCAAGAUGCUAAACCCGUCACCACUUCCGCUUCUAUUUUACGUCCCACUACUCAGAGUCCCUCGAACCCAAUUUCCAUCCUCAAACCACAGACAAAGUUAGUUUCUCAUAUGAAAAACAAACCAAGUUUAAUGAACAGUCAAAAUGUUGUCACAAGCAUCGCUAAUAAUUUACCUAAUCCACGUGUCGUUCAAAAAACCACAAACUGUGUACAAAAUGAUACAGCAGAACGUACGAAAUUGCUGCAAAAUGGCAAUAAGGAAAAAAGGAAUGAAGCCACUUUGGCUACUGCUCGAGUCCUCAAACGGGCCAAAGUCGCUGGACUACACAGUCCUGUUGCCCUAACCGCUGAACAAACGGACACUACCAAACCCCUCGGCUCCAGUGAAAAUCCCAUUCAAAUUGUUCAACAGGGCCACACUUUCCACAGUAUGCAGAGACUUACCCAAUCGCAGCUGAAGCAAAUUGCACAUGUUUUACAACAGAGGAGUCAAGAGGCUGCCAUGCCCAAUGAAAGAAUCGUUUAUAGAGUCGUUUUUCCCGAAGAGCUUGAUCUUCGGAUGAGAAAUCCAGCCAACUUAUUGAAAGGCAGGGGAGCAAAACGUGGCAGACCAAAGAAAACGGCAGUAAGGCCACCAGUACCAGCUCCAAAAAUGCCAACUACUUUGGAGGAGGAACACGAAGAUACAAAGGAUGAUCGGAAAAAAGUAAUAGCGCGAACGAGGUCGGGAAGACUAUCGCGACCUCCGCGUCACAUGGUGAGGGAUUACAAGCACCUUCACCACUUGGAUUUCAUGCAGCCGGAUUUGGACGAUUCGGACGGUGGUUACAGCGAUUACAACACGAACGCGGAUAAGUUGGAGAGCGAUCCAACGUCGAAGGAGUUACUGAGCGGACUCGAAGUACCGAAGCGAAAAAUAUCCGAUCACUUCCGUUGUCCGACGUGUAACAAAAUUUAUUUAGGUAGAACGCGUAUGGCGAGGCAUUUCGAGAUGCAUCCGGAUCACGGGAGCCCGGAGCAGCUUCCGCCUCCGACGCCGGAUCCUGAAUUGAAAAGAGCAAUCGUGCAAGAUCCGCUGAAAAGAAAAGGGAAGAAACGAGGGCCUUGGGCUUACGUGACACCGGAAGCGAAAUCGGAACGUCGCCAGUCGAAGCUCAAAGAGGCGAUUUCCGUCUGUGAGAAUCUCGAAAUAGUUAAAAUCGCAGCAAAACCAGUUCUGAACGCCCAAUCGAUGUUCGAUCUGUUGAUUCUCAAAUCGGAUCACAACGUCAGAAACUUUCUCACCGAACUGAAGAAUCUUAUGAACAAAAUACGUCAACAAGUGGGCACGAUGUUGAGUACGGCGAAUGAGAUCGACAGCGACAAUUACGAUCUCGUCAACCUCGACGAGGACGUUCUCUGCGACGCACUGGGCCUCGAUCCGGGUCUUUACCGCAUUAAUAACGAAGCUUUCAAUAAAUCGGAAGAAAUAUUCGAUGAGUUGAACACGUCGAUCGAAGAGCCUCCAAUGAAGCUACAAAAAACUCACAAUUCAGAAGAAUCCAAGGAACACUUUGAGGAGAGGAUGUCGAGCGGGUUUUCCGAAAGUUCCGAUUUAAGCGUUUCCGACUUUCUGAACGACAGAAAAAGCGAUUCUCACGCUAAUACUAAUUGCCCCGAAGUUUUGAUGGCGUUGACUCUAAUGCCGAGAAAUCACAGUCCCGACGAGAAUCCCGAGCUCACCAAAUCAUCCAGUAUGUCGAAAUUGUUGAUUUCAAAUCCGGAAAUACAAAAUCAAUUAUCCGAGAAUCAAGGCUUCCAAAAAAUCGAUAUCGGCUCAACGAAAUCUCAAUCUUAUCGAAAAUUGAACAAUCUCAAGGAUGGUUUUACCAAAUUAGCUGAAGGCCUCGAACUUUCCGGAUGCUCAAGUGUUUUUGACAAACUGAACGUAAAUUACGAGCAAACGAAACAAUCUUUGCCAACGAUCGACACGUUGCAGCAAGCUUUCAUUAAGCUCGAGCCCAUGGAGCAGGGUUUCAAACUCGAAAACACAGCCGUCAGUAGUUACGCAAAGGAAACUUCCCAGAAUUACGAGAAAAUUGAUAACAGCUAUGAAAACCUUGAAACGAGUUCCCAGAGCUUUGUCAAAGGUUUCCACAAGCUCAUCACCAAAGUCGAGCCCCUGAAUGUGAGCGAGAUUUCUGUCAAGAACGUUGCAGAAUCAAGGCUUGGGGUCAGCGAAGAAAAAAUGUUGGUCGAUUCCCCGAUCUGCAAAAUUCCAGACGCUCUCCCCAUUCUCCAAGACUCCGUUCCAAUAAUGAGCAAUUCUUGCGACACCAGUAUUUUUGGUAGCAACGAUAAUCUCGACAUUACCAAAAUUACAGGCUACGAUCACAUACCGCAUUUGGAUAUUUUGACUUCCGGCGGUGUAAUGGACAAGCACAUGAUGAUGGAUGAAAAAUUAGUGGAACAGUUGCACCUCGUAGACCAAACCAAUCUCGUUGACGAACUCGUUUCCGAAAGACUCAAAAACAUCAUGCCGGACAAUAUUCUUGACAGCAAUUUAAUCACAAACGGUGCUAAUUUGGAUGCUGAUCUUGAUUUUGAAGCGUUGAGCGAAGAGUUUAACAGAAAUACCAGGAGUUGAUUACCGUAUGAAAAACUAUAUUAUUUCACUCAUAUUUUUAUACAAAUGGGAACAGAAAAAUUCAGCAUUUCCUCCGAAUUCGUCAUCCCUAUCAUCAUCCAUACUUUAAUUAUCCACAAUAUAAGAAUCAGUGUAUUGUUAGAGUGCAGCGAAUUUCCAUUUUAUCAAGUUUUCCACUCUUCCCAACCUUUUUCUUUUUAUCAUUGUCGAGAACUUGGUGAAUGAAUGAAUAAACAUUCGUUGCAUUCGAACGCACUCACUUUCCAUACCACGAUAAUCUAUCGAUUAAUUGCUCUUUUAUUUCCUGACAUAACGCCAAGAAUCUUUUAAGGAGUCGCAUACUUUCCCAUCUAUUUUACACUGGAAGUGCAAAUUAAGACGGGCAACUCCAUUUUCCUUAUAUUUUUCUCUUUUCCUCAUGAAUUUUUCUACACUUUUGUAAAAUAUAACUUCCUCGCAUAACUCUUGUAAAAGGCUGAUGAUGAAAAGCUCAGUCUUGACGAUGAAUUUUGCCAAGUUGGAGCAGAGCAGAUUAUUUUUCUUAGAACACACACACACACACACACACACACACACACAACUGGGACGAAUGAUUUUUUUUGAUCAAUUCUUUUAAAUCGGCCAGCUAUGACGAUUGAUUCGAUCGUUGUAUCGCUUCAGAAUAUAUAGAAUUUGUGCAAGUUGUAAAAAAAACAAACAGUAAGAAGAAAAAAAACAAUUCAAGUACGCUAGUCUGCGAGUGUUGGAAAUGAAAAAUUCCAAUGUUACUCUUGGGAUCUCUUAUGUAUUGAUUAGUAUGAAAUUGUUAGAUUUUUUUUUUUUAUUGUGUGAACGUAAAAAAAGCGAUAGGGAGGACGGAAAAUUAAGUUAUUUCUGUAAAUAAUACGAAAAAAUAAGAUAAUAACUGUGUACAGCAUACGUUUAAAGUACAUUUAUCUUAAUUCCAAUUAGAAAGAAGUAUUUUUUAAGACUAGAUCAUAGAACGGUUCGAGCCAACUUAUAACGGCGGCUAUAACAAUCCGAAAAAAACAUGUAAAUUGUGUAAUACGUAAAAUGGCAAUUUCUUUUGUUUUCAAUGACUGUUUUAUCGUUAAAUACGUUUUCGUUCUUCUGAACGUUGAAUAUUACUUUGACCCAAAAGAACUUAGAAUUUAAAUAUCAAUGUUAGAAUCCGUCAAUUUCGUCAGAGCUCGUUCCCAUUUUCGUUUUUUUCACACGACCAAAAAAAAACUUUCCAUAUUUUUUCUAUCGUUGUAAAACGCUCAUUUUUUAAUAGAAUUUUUCUUUUUUGUUUACGUAACUUUAUGACAUUUCUCAUAACCGUGAAAGCAAAAUUUUUCAUGCAAAUCGAAUUUUUGACUUUCCAACUUUUGAAGCAGUAGUUUUUGCAAAAUUGUUUUGUUUUCUGUCGAAAAUAUUGAGACUCCCACGUGGAAAAAUCGACCUUAAGGCUCAGUGACCAUUUCAUCUGACACGAACAUUUUUUUCCUCACUUUUAUCCAUGAAAUGAAACUUCGGGCACUUACUUUUCAGUGAUAUUUCAUUAUUUAUAAAUUUAUUGUUUAGAAUAAUUGUGAUACUUAUUUCGAACGUAAAAGGCUUAAUAAAAUCUAUCUUAAGAGCUGAAAAAUAGAAAAAUGUCUAAUUAAUCGAACGAGCUCUGACGUAACGAUUUUGAAAAAUUGCACGAGACAUCUAAUGGGCUCAACGAUUUCCAAAGGCCUAUUUAGCAGGAUAUUUGUCAAGGUCGAAACUCGCGAAGCCUUCACACUACUCAAAAGCGGUAUGACGAAGGUUACGCGGGGCUCGAAUAACCGAGCGUUUAAGAGCUGUUGCCAAGUUUAAAGUAAUUUAUGAAGAGGCUCGAAAAAUGUAUCAUUUUCAAGUGUAUACCUCAACGAGACAAAAGCGUUCGAUUAUCGAGGUAUUUCAGUUCUCAAGUGUCAAAUACACGAGUGUUAAAUAAUUGAAAUAACAAAAUCGAAGCGUCGAAUGAUUGGACGUUUCAUUAGAAAAUUAAAUAAUUCAACACUUACCGGCAACCUUUCGUAUAAUUUACUGGCACCUAGGAUAACCUUAAAAACAUUUGGCAAAUUUGAAAUAGAAAAUUGGUAAAAGGCAACAAAACGAUUAAUCGAAAGGGAAAAAAUGAAUCGAGUCAAUAAAAUUCCUAAAUUCAUAUCUUGAUCCACGCGAGUGCAGACGUCACGAAGAAAUUCAAAAUUCGUAUAGAGUUUUCGAAAGAUGUAACGGCACAUUCUUAUUAAUUGAUACGAAAUGGAGUUUGUGGAGACUUAAAUGGGAAAAUGAAAAAAAAAAAAAAAAAAAAAAACAAUAUUUGCAACCUCGAUUCUGUCUACAGAAUCAAGCAUUUACGGGAAUAGACCUUUAUUCGUGUGUAAAUAUGGCAAUACAUUUUUUUUUAUUAUUCCACGAAUUUUUUGUAUGAAUAAUUGACAAGGAGCAGUGCUUCCAAAGCGAUUUCACCUGAUAAUUAGACGAGAAAAAUACGCGCUCAAAAAUAAUAAAAAAAUUAUGUUUAUUCCAACGUUGCAUCGGUUGCUCCCCACCGCGUAGAAUAGUUUUUGCUUAAUUAUCGAAAAAUUAUAUCCUCUGGUAACGUAAGAACGGAGUGAAAAAAAAAUUGAAGAAAUUUAUAAUAAAAAAUAUAAAAACGUU
Venturia canescens is the source of this 6925-nucleotide messenger RNA. RefSeq lists its product as uncharacterized. The transcript is spliced from 3 exons. NCBI's taxonomy places the organism in Eukaryota, Metazoa, Arthropoda, Insecta, Hymenoptera, Ichneumonidae. The record is from RefSeq and is a predicted model, not a curated record. The coding region runs from base 215 to 4246 and encodes 1343 amino acids.